GGUCGCGGGCUCGCUCCUCCCCGGACAGGGCGAGAAGGGGAAGUUCCGCCCAGCAGCCCGGCCUCCCGCAGGACUGCCCCGCCCUCUUCCUGCCCCUUGAGCGGGGGCUGCAGGGCAGGUCCGCGGUGGCAGGGCUGGCUGGAGGGCCAUGCCCUUGUCGCCGAACACUCAUGUAUUCUUGCAACUGGUCGUGGUCUCGGGAGGCACCCUGUCUUUCCUGCUGGACCUGGCCUGCGACCUGUGGGCCACCGUCCAGUACUUGCUCGUUGGCCGUUACCUGUGGGCCGCGCUGGUCCUGGCGCUGCUGGGCUUCUCUUCCGUGCAACUGCAGCUCUUCAGCUGGAUUUGGUUGACAGCUGACCCCCCGGAGCUGCACGGGUCGCUGCCCUCGCGACGUUUCCUGGCUGGGCUGCACCUGCUGCAGCUCGGCUACCUGUACAGGUGCUUUCAAGGGCUGAAGCAGGGGCUGCUGAUGUGGCACCAGGAGCUGCCGUCUGAGUAUGACCUGGCCUAUGCAGACUUCCUCUCCAUGGACAUCAGCAUGCUGCGGCUCUUCGAGAGCUUCCUGGAGGCGACGCCGCAGCUCACACUGGUGCUGGCUAUCGUGUUGCAGAGUGGCCAGGCCGAAUACUACCAGUGGUUUGGCAUCUUCUCAUCCUUCCUGGGCAUCUCGUGGGCACUGCUGGACUACCACCGGUCCUUGCGUUCCUGUCUUCCUUCCAAGUCUAACCUGGGCUGGAGCUCCUCUGCCAUCUACUUCCUGUGGAACCUGCUGCUGCUGGGGCCCCGAAUCUUUGUCGUUGCCCUGUUCUCAGCUUUCUUCCCCUAUUAUAUAGCUCUGCAUUUCCUCACCCUGUGGCUGGUAAUGCUGUUCUGGGCCUGGCUUCAAGGCACAAAGUUUAUGCCAGACCCCCGCUCUGAGUGGCUCUACAGGAUGAUGGUGGCAAUCAUCCUUUAUUUCUCCUGGUUCAACAUGUCCAGAGGCCGCACCCGAGGCCGGGCCAUCAUCCACUUGAUCUUCAUCCUCAGUGACAGUGCUCUGCUGGUCACAACUGUGGUGACGUCCAGCACCUGGCUCCCCAAUGAGACCUUAUUGCCAACGUGGCUGACUAUAGGUGGAGCCUGCUUCCUCCUGGGACAGGCUUUUCGUCUGAUCUACUACCUCUACCUGCAUCCUCGCUUCUACUGGGAACCUGACCAAGUGGAUGGGGCCAUGGAUGGGACUGUGGGUGGGACUGUGGUUGGGUCCAUGGGUGGGUCCAUGGGUGGGUCCACGGAUGGGUCCGGAAGUCUCCUUCCUCCCGAACAUACUAAGUUGCUUUUUAACAGGCGAGCCACUCAGUUAGCACAUCAACUCUUCCCCAAGGCCAAAGCACGGAUGGUUCUGUCCUCUAACUCAGACCCUGAGUCAGCCAGUGAAGAUGAGACGAGGGGAGCUUGCAAGGGCUUCCAAGUCUGCUUGCAAGGGCCAAGGGGACUAUUCACAUAGAAGCCAUUUUCUCUUCCUCUUCACCCAGUAGAACUUGCUGUCACCAAAGACUCACAUUGUUGCCACUCUCACCUCUCAGGUAACUGGUGGAGGUGGCCUGUCUCCUGGUUCCCUAGCCUGCUCUAGAAGACCUUGGAAUUCUGGGAGAUGUUCUUGACAAGGCUUCCCUACUUCCCCCACAUCCACUCACUUCAAUCAGCAAAUGCGGAGGGCACUUUAUCUUCUGGGAGCACCAUCUUAACUUUUGAACUGGCUGCCACCCUGGCUUCUUUCCCUGUCCAUUUGGACAAAUCCUGAGUAGGCUACAACAGCUGAGGCCAGCAAUGUCCUGCCAUCCCCUGCAGUAUCACAAAGCAACCAUCUCUGCUGUGGGUCCUAGGCCACCUUUUUAAACCAAGCGCCUUCAUGGACCUGUGGUCUAGGCCAUAUACUGUCCAUUGAGUAUUUUUCAUUCUAACAGCAUACAUACCUCCUACCUCAAUCUGUGUGAAAGGAGAAGACGUGCUAACAGUAUUAAAACCUCAUGAAAUUCUCCAAACCAGUAUGUACCAUUAAGUGCACUCUAUCAGGCUUUCUACUGUGGAGAGGUGGCAGGGGCCUGGAACCCCUUAAAACUGGAGAGAGAUGUAGGCCAGCUUAGGUUUGCUUUCCAAGAUGUGGGAGCUGGUGAGUCAGAGUAGGUUGCUCAUUUGGCUGGCAGCAGAACUCACAUCUGGGCAGACACUGGUGCAUUCUCUUAGCAGCUCUGUCUGGGUCUGAAGAAUAUACAGCUAGGAGGCAAGUCUGAGGGCUGGGUGGAAGGUAAAGUGCUGGGAGCCCUUUGUGGAUGAGAGGUGAAGUAACUCCUGGGAUGUGGAUGUGACUGAGAGUUCUGUGGAGAGGGAUGUUCUACUGAGAGGUUUGUGGUCUGAUGGGACAAGGAAUAGGAGAAAGGUCCUAGUGUCAGAAGAAAAGGUUCUAGGUCCCAGUGCUGGGAUCCAACCUAGUUCUACUAGUCACUCAUUUAUUGGUGUGGAGGUAAGAUAAACUGGCCAAAACACGUAUCACAGCAUAGUGCCAACUGCUGAAAGGAAAACAAUGGAGAAGUGAGGGGUUGUGUGUUGUGUGUAGGAGGCACAGCUUUACAAAGAACCGUUAGGAAAGACCCCUGAGAAACUGAGGCACUGAAGGUGAAGAACUACUUCAGCAACUGCAGCCUGAAGCCUAGAGUCAUGUGGUAUGUUGGAGAGAAGUAAUGUCUGCAAGGGCAGCAAUCUCGCUGCAAGAGGACUGUGGGGUGCUGUUGGUCCCAGCUAAGGAGGCUGCAGAGAUGCAACUGGGGUCUGGAGAGACAGGCUGGGAGAGAAGAUGCUUCUUAUACUAAAAAUGUAUGUGCUGAAUAUGGACAGGGAGCACCUAGUGGUUUCCAGACUUGAAUUUCAUAGACCAGUAAAAGGAGCCCCAGUGAUUAUUGAUGUUAAACGGUCAUGAAAAACCCCUACCUCUGUCUUCACCACCUCAUGAAAGAACAGAUACAAUGACAUCAGAGGGGCUGUUUUAUAAAGGUAGGCACACACCUGAAAUCACUGUUUAUGCAAAGGGUAAGAUCUACAGAGGGCUGGGCUGGCGGGGCACACCUGCCACUCUAGGCAAGGACUCCUCCUCAGUGACAUAGUCGGAGGCCAGCUUGGACUGCAUGAGACCCUGUCUCAAAACAAAAACAAAACCACAGCAUGUGUUUAGGAUUUUAGUUUUGGCUAAGCUUUCAUCUAUAUUCCAGGUGAAGUUGUCAAAUGAUGGUAACAUUUAAUUAAAUCCAAACAAUGUGUUAGUAUAAUACAUAGCCAUAUACUUUAUAAAAAUUACAGUGUUGUAACUAAAAUACACUUGUGUACACUUUGUGUUUUUGAAAUGGGGGCUUAGCCUAUGCUGGCUUAGAACAUAUUACGCAGUUGAGGCUAAACUGAUCCUCCUGCCUCCGUCUGUCAAGUCCCGGGAUUAAACACGUGUCAGGGCUGGGGCUGGAGAUAUGGCUCAGCAUUUAAGAGGACUGAGGUUUGGUUCCCCAGUACCCACUCAGGGUAGCUCACAGCUGCCUAUCUUUGGCUCCAGCAUCCUCCUUUGGCCUUUGCACAUGCAUAUACAGGCACACAAACACAUAAAAUUAAAAAAUUAGAAACAUCACAACACUGGCCUUGUUUUAUGACAUACUGUCUAGCCUAUUCAGGAAGGCUGUGAACACAUCUUCCUGCCUCAGCCUCCCGAUGGCUGGGGUUACAGGUGUGCACUGCCAUAAAGAGCUCUGUAUGGUAUAUAAAACCACAUUAGUGAAAUUACCUGUAGUUAGAAAAUGUCUUUGGAGAUUAUCAGUAAGAUACAUACGUUUCUGGUUUUGGACAUUUGAGAUGAAGUUCCACACCCAUGGCUUAGACUAGCUCAAACUCUGGACAAUCUUGCCUGUUUCUGAGGAUUACAAAUACCACACCUGACCGAGAACUUUUAAUUGUGAAGAAACCUGUUUUAGAAAAAUAAACCACCUUAAAAUUUAUAUGUCACCGAAGGGUUUGCCGAAGAAAUGCCACUUUGUUAGAAGUUGGAGGUGUUUGCUGUCUGGGUUUGGGAAGCUUCGGCACUAGAACCUCUACGUGUACUGAGCAAGGGUGCAAGCAGCAGCUGACAGUCUGCUUCAGGUGCAUCGUGGCUCAAAAGCUCAACCAGGGCAUGAGACGACUUUCCAUUUCCCGGAGGAAACUCACCUUGUGGGCCAAUAGAUCUAACCCCCAGAAAUAGGAACAUGAAAGGCUUCUAGGCUGUUCUCCAAGCCAAUGGGGGACAAUCAGACUAAAGGGGAGGAAUGAACAAAAACUGGUUGAUGUGACAUGAAAUCAGGCCAGAUCAAAGGUUUCAUAGUAGCUUGUUUGUUUUAUUGGGUUUGCAGCUUAUACUCAGCAUACAAAGACUGACUUCUUUUUAAUAAAGUUCAGCACACUUGACAGUUCAUGAAAUCUAUUCCAUUUCUACACCUUAAAAAGCAAUGUAUUUUAGAAACAAGUCAAAUAAACAUUUUUCUUGCAAAGUUUUAAAA
This is a messenger RNA of Meriones unguiculatus (Mongolian gerbil), 4553 nucleotides long. It is a transcript of the gene Xkr8, whose product is annotated as XK related 8. The transcript has 3 exons. Gene Ontology annotation, cellular component: plasma membrane. Lineage: Eukaryota; Metazoa; Chordata; Mammalia; Rodentia; Muridae. The coding region runs from base 149 to 1489 and encodes 446 amino acids. Gene Ontology annotation, biological process: engulfment of apoptotic cell; apoptotic process involved in development; phosphatidylserine exposure on apoptotic cell surface. The record is from RefSeq and is a predicted model, not a curated record.